Messenger RNA from Thrips palmi, 872 nucleotides. RefSeq lists its product as uncharacterized. NCBI's taxonomy places the organism in Eukaryota, Metazoa, Arthropoda, Insecta, Thysanoptera, Thripidae. Bases 117 to 614 code for a protein of 165 amino acids. The transcript has 2 exons. The record is from RefSeq and is a predicted model, not a curated record. Gene Ontology annotation, biological process: cilium organization.
CUGCCCUGCCUCCUGCCUUCUGCUUGUUUUGUUUGGAACAUUCAAGCGAAACGUCAGUCAGUUCAGGUUUUUGAUCCGACACUUUUCUCCUGUGUUCCAUCGUCUGUCAAAGAAUCAUGAAGUCGACCGUGGUAGACCCUUGGAGGAGGGACUCGGAGGAAACUGGUGUAGAAGAAAUCACGCAGGAUUCGUCGAUGUGCUUUGAGGACAGUUUUGUUGCUGACAGCAUUGACAACCUAGAGGAGGCCCCACCAAGCCGUUUGCCCGAUUCAGCGGAAUACCUGGCGUCUUUGGAAAGCAAAUUGGAAAGGCUGAAGUCCAAGCGAAAGGGAAAGGAUAUUGUCAAGUCAUUGGAGGAAAGAAACAAGUCUUCGAUGAUGAACUUCCUUUCAAAUGGAAAUCAAAGUGUCCUUGAUGAUGAUGACUUCAUCUUAGAUACACCAGUCGGCAACAGCCAUCCUAUAAUGAGAUAUGUCGCCCCAGACAAACAAGCUCUGACAUUAGGAGAAUUGGUGGAACUUUUAAAAGCAGAUCACCUAGCUCAAGUUCUUGAGCAGCAUGACUCGGCAGUCGACUCAGACGAAGAGAAGAAAUCACAGGAGACACCUAAUUGAACUGUAUUUGGUCCAGAACCUCAACUCUGUUAUAUGUUAUGAUUUUGUAUACUUUCUUUUAUAUCACUAGGCUGGUGAUGCCAUACUGUCACUUACCCAUUUAUAUUCCUGGGUAGUUCUUAACCAUGUAAAUAAGGUCAUUAAGGAUAAAAGAUAAGUGGUGGUUUGAUACAAAAGCCCAUUUAUUAUGUACAUAUAUUAAUCAUACACAACAAUAACAUGUGCAUUAAAUAAUUGUAACAAACAUGUAGAAUCACA